AUGAAUCGAUCGCACGACAGAAGGAAGCCCUUUCAGGGCAAGCACCGCCAUAAAGAUCUCCGUGAGUUCAAAAACCAGGAGAUCAAAAAGUCCUUGGUCCACAGAGCUCGUUUGAGAAAGAACUACUUCAAAUUGUUGGAGAAAGAGGGUGUACCAGAAAAUCCCAAAGACCUAAACCAUGAAGACGGCGUUCAAGAAAAUACAGAGAGCUCGCAACAAUUGAGCGAAGAUAAUGAUUCACAAUUGGAGGAUGAAGCCUCGGAUGAAGAGAAUGAGACGUCGGGAAGCACCGCUAAGAGAGGAGCGCCACUACCUAGUCAAAGCACAGAGAAGCAAAUGGCCAAGGAGCAGGAAAGACGGAAGCCCAUGAAUUUCGCAGAGCGUGCUAAGCUUGCCAGAGAAAGAAAAGAACAACAAAGACAAGAGCAGCUCGAUCGUGUUAGAGAGAAACGCUCUAUGAUUGAAGAAAGCAGAAGAGUCAGAGAAAAGAAGAAGGACAAGCUCACUCAACGAACCAGAAGAGGCCAGCCUGUUAUGGGCCCAAGAAUUAACGAUUUGUUGGAUAAAAUCAGGAAGAAUAAUUGA
Australozyma saopauloensis is the source of this 585-nucleotide messenger RNA. It is a transcript of the gene FYV5, whose product is annotated as Fyv5p. Gene Ontology annotation, cellular component: nucleus. Bases 1 to 585 code for a protein of 194 amino acids. The record is from RefSeq and is a predicted model, not a curated record. Lineage: Eukaryota; Fungi; Ascomycota; Pichiomycetes; Serinales; Metschnikowiaceae. The transcript has a single exon.